GCAGCUGGUGGGAGCAUGAACAGCUCACAGAUGGGAGCUGCGGCCCAGGCUGCCUGGCUGAGCUGCUGUAACCAGUCUGGGUUGCCAGUCCAGCCGCCGCAGGGACCACGACUGGUGCAGGCGGUCGUCCUGGGCGUGCUGUCACUUCUGGUGAUCUGCGGGAUCCUGUUCCUGGGCGGUGGACUCCUCCUCCGAGCACAGGGCCUGAUAGCACCACCAACUCGGGAAAGGCACGCAUCUCCCGAGACAGAGCCCGGUGCCUGUGGAGGGGAUGACUCCUAGGUGUCAGCCUGUCUUGAGAGGCUCAGCCCCUUCUGUGCCCUCCAGAGCCCAUUUCUGUGGAGCACAGUGGAAGGUCCAUCCCACAAACUCCUGUCUCCUGCAUAGAUGCUGGAGCCAGCUGUGACUCUCAGAGAGCUCUCCCUCCACCUGCCAGCGCACCAGGGAACCCACCUGCCACCCACCCUCACCCCAGUUGUGAUGCAGAUGAUGGACUGAAGAUACCUGGACUGUGGUGACUCUGCACUCUGGGACCCUAGCACUCAGUGCUGCCUCUGAGCUGUUCCCUGACACCCGGGGUUGGUCCAGGAGACCCAGGCUCCAGGAACACUGAGUCUACAGUGACUGCUCUCUGCUCUGGGCACUGAAUGACUUUUCCCCCCAACCACUUGGACGCUAGAGUGUCCUCUGCCCACCAGGCCCCUGUGGACAUGAGUGAAGCGCCUGUCCUGCCUGAUGCUCGACAGUAGUGUCCUACAUCCCAGCAACCUGUUGUAACCUGCUGCCGCUGAGAACCAUAGGUUAGACCCUCCCAUUGGGAGAGAGCAUCAGCCACCCAGCAAUAUGCCAUCACUUUCCAUGGCUUGCUAUUAAACAGGCCAGCAAUAUAGUUCUGAGUGUGUGGUCUGUUUCCAGCCCUUGGCCUUGGGAUUCCUAGUUUGUCUCCUUGCUCCCCUUCCAUUUUCCUGCUUCUAGCAGACUGUUUGUUUAUUUCUUAUGUAUUUAGUUAUCGAGAUAGGAUUUUACUUCAAUAGCCCCAGCUGACCUGAAACCUACUGUGUGCUCUAGGAUGAACUUGAACUCGCAGUAAUCCUUCUACCUCAGCCUCUCAGGGAUUACAGAUGGCGCCACACAGCUGGUUUAGAACCAAGAGUUUGUGAGGGUGGGUGUGACGUGGGGUGGAGGUGACUCUAGUGCCCAAAUGUGGUCGCACCCUGACCUCUUGGUCAGUGUGAUCAAGAGUUUGGCUUUAUUCAACCUCCGACAAGAGCUGGGGAGGGGCACCUCUUCUAUGUGGCUCCCAUAGGCUCACAUGCUUGCUCCCCAGUUGAUAGAACUCUUUGAGAAGGAUUGGUAGGUGUGGCCUUGCUGGAGGAGGUGUGGCCUUAUGGAGGAGGUGUGUGACUGGGGGUGGACUUUGAGGUUUCAGAAGACUUUAAUUAUUCCCAGUUAGCACUAUCUCUGCCUGGUCCUUGUGCCUCAGGAUGAAAGCUCUCAGCCGCUGCUCCAGCGCAUGCCCACUGUGUGCAAUGAAAGCUCUCAGCCGCUGCUCCAGCACCAUGCCUGCUUGUGUGUGAUGAAUGCUCUCAGCCACUGCUCCAGUGCAUGCCCACUGUGUGCGUUGAAAGCUCUCAGCUAUGGCUCCAGCGCAUGCCUGCUGUGUGCUGCCAUACCCUCCGUUCUCAUGGCCAUGGAUUCAUCCUCUGAAGCUGUAAACCCCAAUAAAUGCUUUUUUUAAGUAGUUGUUUUGGUCAUAGUGUCUAAUUAUAGAAAUGGGGGCACACUUCCCACUCCCUUAUCUUCAGGAAAAUAGGAGAUGA
Molecule: messenger RNA, 1820 nt
Organism: Alexandromys fortis (reed vole)
Lineage: Eukaryota; Metazoa; Chordata; Mammalia; Rodentia; Cricetidae
Gene: Smim41
Product: small integral membrane protein 41
Exons: 2
Coding region: 16-282 (88 amino acids)
Source: RefSeq, a predicted model, not a curated record